Colletotrichum abscissum is the source of this 1215-nucleotide messenger RNA. RefSeq lists its product as uncharacterized. Lineage: Eukaryota; Fungi; Ascomycota; Sordariomycetes; Glomerellales; Glomerellaceae. Bases 1 to 1215 code for a protein of 404 amino acids. The transcript has 3 exons. The record is from RefSeq and is a predicted model, not a curated record.
AUGAUCGACCCUUCACUCGACAAAAAGAGUCAUUCAGACUACGUCAUCCAUGGAAAGUCCAACAUAAUCAAAGCACUUGAAAGCGACAGUCCAACUGCAUAUCAAGUCAGAACCAACAGAUUUAUCCCACUCUCAACAGUUGUCAUACAGGGACAAAUCUUCUCUUUCUGGGAAGGGUUAAUUCGGGAUAGCACGACUAAGGGGGCGAACAAGGCCAAGGAGGCGAGCAAGACUAUAGAGGCGCUUAGGGCGGAGGAAAAUAUGAAAGGGGACUUCUACGUCGGCAAGUUCGGGGCAGCCUUUGUGAUAUGCCUCGACAAAAAUGUCAUGAUCAAGAGAGUGGAGUUCAGCUGCAUGUCCGGCAAGCUCGCUCUUCCUUAUCCUACUCACUGGGAACGCGAAGGAGCCUCCAAGGGGCUGUCAACAUCACUUGCCAUGAUUCCUCCUGAUCUUCUGUCGCCCCACCCAAAACAACACGACGUCCAUCUACGCUCUGCGCUCGCGGUUCUUUGCCAUCAUCCCAUAACCUCGCAGAGUCUCUCCGUUGUCUGGUAUCUAUCCGAAUACAGGCAGAGGCUCCCCAUUGAUUUCGUCUUCACCAUGAAUGGUUCCCCCGAAAUUGACCCCGUCCAGGAAGCCAUCCACUUCUGGUGCAAUGACGAGAACGUAUAUUGGCUCGAAGAAAUACUACAUACUCAUCUCCAACCCCUCAUAGACAACAUCAACGCCGGAGGUCUCCAUAGCAGCUGGGAAUGGUUCACCGACGACGCGACUCUAACGACAAGCAUCAAUCUUCCACGCUGCGAAGGAACAACCUUUGAAGGAAGAGAAGCAAUCAGCGACUACUUCGCCAGCCAAUACAAUGCUGAACCCCGUAUGAAGUUUGUUCCACUCCUUUGCACCUACGGUCAAGGCCACAUGGCAUGCCAUGCAUGGUAUAGACUCGACGAUGAACAUGGCCUUUCCAGCCCUCGCGAUCAUCAGCUCCUCAUCACGGCGGACUUCAACGAUUACCACAGACUAUUCAGCAUGGAAAUCAGCGAGUAUACGGUUGCAGGGCCGGCGUCUUAUAUUGAGACAGUAGACAAUUGCGUCGCUUGUAGGGCCAUGGCUUCCAUGAGGCGAGAGAGACAGAUGGAAGAGGACGCGGAUGAUAGCAUAGAUGAUGAAGCCUACUCGGAUUGGCCUUAUCGCAAUGACGACCACGACCACUAA